Molecule: messenger RNA, 3566 nt
Organism: Varanus komodoensis (Komodo dragon)
Lineage: Eukaryota; Metazoa; Chordata; Lepidosauria; Squamata; Varanidae
Gene: NIPA1
Product: NIPA magnesium transporter 1
Exons: 5
Coding region: 1361-2125 (254 amino acids)
Biological process (GO): magnesium ion transport
Cellular component (GO): membrane
Molecular function (GO): magnesium ion transmembrane transporter activity
Source: RefSeq, a predicted model, not a curated record
GGCAUCUCAGAAUGGCUUACAAGAAAAAGUGAUCUGUGCAAGCACAACAGUGUUCAAUUUUAGUAAAAGAGAGUGGCUUGACUUGCAAAAAAUGUUAAUUUAGUAUGAACACUAAAGAGAAUCCACAGGUUGUAUGUUGCUGCAAUUUAGGGUCCUACUUUAAGCAUACCCAGUGGUAUUCUUCCCUCUCCCCCCUUUGAACAGCAGAUACUUAUGUUAUUUUAAACUCACUUUAAAGAAUAGUUUACCAUGUAGUAUAUGAGAGGGGUUACUGUUGAAAAACAUGUCCUGUAUCAUAUGCCCAUGGGUAUCCUUCUUUGGAUUUUUGCCAGUUAAGCCCUGAAAUCAGACUGAAGCAUAUAACUCUCUACAAAUAACAUGCCGUUUUUGUCAUUAGAUGCCUUCAUUCAGGAGCUGCUGCCUUUUCUAGUAGGAGUACUCAUACUGAAUAGCAACCAAUACUCUCAGACCUGACAGAGGGAGAAAGAUGAUACUGGCAGCUCUGGCUGUUCCAUGCCAGAAACUAGGCCUGGAGGGGGAAUUCUUGCAGUCAAUCGUCUGUUCACCGUCCUGUUACAAAACCAUUGAGAUCUGUUGCUUAAACAAGACCUGCUGUAAGACAACACAGGAAAUUUCCCUGUUUCCCCAAUUGACUGCAGUUAGUUGUUCAGAUGUUUGAGAUAAAUAACUGAAGUGCAGAGGGAAGAAGAGAGUAAUGACCAGCAGUAACUCAUCUUGACAGCUCUCAGUUGAAAUUAGAUCCAGCUAUUCUUCAUUCUUCAAUCAAUGUACCUUGUGUUAAUAUGUGCAGUUUAAAAACAGUUUUGGCAUGUUAUACUCCUGAAGUAAAGAAGGCUUACUAUUGGCUGACAGAUGCCCAAAGUCUUUAAGUUGCUUACGUAUGUCGCUGUGACUAGACCCAGUGUGGUGAAUUUAUUCUCAUGACAAUUUUUUGGGAAGAAUUGUUCUGAAAGUAGUAGCCUCAACAUAUGCAACUGGGACAUGCUGUUUUUUUCUUCUAGAGAUGACAUUACCAAUUUUAUCUACUAGUGAGCCCAACUAUGAAGCCCGUGGUUUUUCCAGUGUUGUCGUCCCAGGCUGUUAAAGCAGCCUUCCUCAUAUGAAUGGGGAGUCUGCAAAUGGAUGCAAAUCUGAAUGCAGAAACUGAUUUAUCUGCACUGUAUUGUUUUCUGUGAGAUGCAGAUUUUGGAUGCACUCAAGUCUGUAUCCUGCUGAAAGCAACAGACAGUCGAUUGCUGAUAUUCCAGCCACUUGAGGGACACAAAUCACUCUCUAUGGAUCAGGACCAGUGUGAACUUCGUAUUUAACGGACAUAGUCUGGUGGUCAGGCACUAUUGCAAUGGCGCUCGGUCAGAUUGGGAAUUUCUUAGCCUAUACUGCAGUUCCUACAGUGUUAGUGACUCCACUUGGAGCCCUUGGAGUUCCAUUUGGCUCCAUUUUAGCUUCCUACUUAUUGAAAGAAAAACUCAACAUUCUUGGCAAAUUGGGCUGUCUGCUGAGCUGUGCAGGUUCUGUUGUUCUCAUAAUCCAUUCUCCAAAGUCUGAAAGUGUCACCACUCAGGCAGAACUUGAAGAGAAGCUCACAAAUCCAGUGUUCGUGGGCUACCUCUGCAUUGUUCUUCUCAUGCUUCUUCUGCUUAUCUUUUGGAUUGCACCAGCACAUGGACCCACUAACAUUAUGGUUUACAUCAGUAUUUGCUCACUGUUAGGAAGUUUCACAGUGCCUAGCACAAAAGGCAUUGGACUGGCUGCUCAAGAUAUCUUUCACAAUAAUCCAUCGAGUCAAAGAGCACUGUACCUCUGUUUGGUUCUGUUAGCAGUAUUAGGAUGUAGCAUAAUAAUUCAGUUCAGGUACAUCAAUAAGGCCCUGGAAUGUUUUGACUCCUCGGUGUUUGGUGCCAUCUACUAUGUGGUGUUCACCACCCUGGUCUUGCUGGCUUCAGCCAUCCUAUUUAGAGAGUGGAGUAAUGUUGGAGUGGUUGAUUUCUUGGGGAUGGCUUGUGGAUUUACUACUGUAUCCAUUGGAAUUGUUCUUAUACAAGUUUUCAAGGAGUUCAAUUUCAAUAUUGGAGAAUUGAAUAAGCCUAACAUGAAGACUGAUUAAGCCCGUAAUAUCAGAAGAGACUGGAUGAUCCAGAGAAUAACAGAGCCUUCUAUUCCUAGGCUACAGGAAUGAUGGAGCCUUGAAUUUCUAAGCUCGGAGAACAACAAAGCCUUUCAUUCCUUGCUGGAAUAUGUGAAAUGAAUCAGUGUUCUCAAUCCAGUUUCUCUAGGACUACUGUUAUCAUGCUUCAACCAUCUAACGGUAUCAAAGGAAUAAUCUUAUAACCCUCACAGCAGAUGGGGUAAGACUUGCAUCAGCACAGAGGCUGAUGUUUUUCUUCACCCUAGAAGAUUAUCAGUAAUAAUGAAGGGUUGAAGCAUUCUGACAUAUAAGGGUGCAAAAGCCCUUUCAAAUGGCUACCUGAAACUUUCUAGUUGUGUGAAUAAACUAUAUCAGCUUCUUCUGUGCUAGUUGCAGAGGUGCCGUAAGUGAUAAAUUAUCCUUUUGAAAGAUGUAGAUACACUUCAAAAAUGAGGUUGAAAUUUCCUCCCCUAUAUCUCUGUAGUUACAUACCAGAAUUCCUGGUUCUCACAGCUUUAUCUGGAAUUCUCCAAUCAGUAUUUCAGAAUCUGUACACUGAUGUAUCGCCUUCUGUCAUUGAUUGCCUUUGCAAUUUGGACUGAUUAUGAUACAUUUAUAAUUAUGUCCAAAACAUAGAGCAGUGCAUUUAUCUCUUAAAAUUUUUGCUUGCUUACCAGCUAAAACUCGCUCACACACCUUAGUAAAUACAGUAUUCCAUUUACAGGUAUGCCUUUUGUUCGGAAUAAGCAUCUGAAGUGCAUUAACACGUGGCAUUAAUCCAGGAAUGUUUAAUGAUCAACAGAAAAGAAUGUGAGGGUUGUGGCAGACCAGAAACACUUUUCUACCUUUUCUUUUUUGGUAGAUUGUUUGUAAACAGUUGGAAACUACUUCAGUGCCUUUGAAUUCUAAAAAGAUCACUCCUGUGUGGCAGAUCAUCUUCUCUUAAUGUUUGGCUGUCCUCUUAUAGACAAGUCACAUGGCCCAUAAAGGGGCAGAGCGAUUUUAGCACCUGCACUGAUCAUUGAGGCGUCAUGGUGAUAACUUCUGUGCACUUCCCACAGUGUGUUAGUUCUGAGUUCUUUCAUUUUCUGUUCAUAAUGUUCUCAGUCUUUGUAACAAAGCACAGUAAGUUAUUUCAUAGUGCUGUUAAAAAGUUUUCGAACUGGCACUUUUCAGAGGAAAAGGAGGCCUGUGAUGUAGUGACUUUUUAAGAGGGGAAAAAUAUUAAUUCCAGACAUGGAACGGUUAGCCAAGUGGCCUGAGGUGCUCUUGCGUGAUCCACCCAGGGCAUAGCCUUGAAGCUACUAUCAGGUACUUGGUACACAAUUUGUCUCCGCUUCCUGUACACUGAGGUACGGAACCCUAUCCCUUUAGAAAAGUGACACACUAAAACUACCUUUUUCAAAAGUGAAAGAUCCGU